AUGGCUGGUGCCAAUGGUUCUCAAGGCCCUAUGGUCGUGGGCGUCUGUGUGGCCUUUGCCACCUUGACCUUCGUUGUGUUGGCUCUUCGUCUCUUCGCACGCCUUUAUGUCUUGGGCCAAAUGGGCGUUGACGACUACCUCAUUAUUUGCGCUUGUGCGUUGUCAUGGGCAUUUAUAGCUGUCGUAAUCAUCGCGGUCAAACAUGGACUUGGAAAACAUUUUGCGGAUGUCGACCAGACCAAGAUCGUCGACUAUUCUUUUGCUGUCUGGCUGAGCUCAAUGUUCUAUCUCGCAACACUUGGAUUCGUCAAAACCUCCGUCCUGUGGUUCUAUACUCGCCUCGGAGAUCGCUAUCUCACUCGCCUAUCCUGGGUUAUGAUGGGAGUAAUCGCAGCACAAGCCAUCUCAUUCGUUCUCGUGGCUGCAUUCCAAUGUCGACCCAUUAGCAUGGCCUGGACUGGAACUGGAACUGGAAAAUGCGUCAACAUCAACAUUUUCUAUCUAUGCAACGCCGCCUUGAACAUCGUCACCGAUCUCAUGACUUAUACCUUGCCCGUCAAGGUAAUCUUCCAUCUCCAGAUGCCUCAGAAACAGAAGUUUGUCCUGGCAUUUAUCCUCUGUCUUGGUCUUUUCGCUUGCAUCUCCUCGAUCAUUCGAAUUACCUACAUUCCUGCCAUGCUUAGCUCGAAGGACUCCACCUACGUCAUCAGCGGUUCCAUGUAUUGGUCUGUUAUCGAAACCAACGUCGGCAUAUUCGCUGCCUCAAUCCCGUCAUUCAAGGCGAUUGCAUCCCACUUCGUGCCUCGCUUCAUCGGCGAAUACAGCAGUGGGAAUAAGUAUAACCCAUGGUCAAGCAACAACACUUCUCCGUGGUAUGCAUCUAGAUUCUCCAAGGCCAGGGAUCCCAACAGCCUCACUAUGUUCACGGUCGACAGCAAGGACGAUGAUCCCAUGGGUAACAACAUUGGCGGGGCCAACUCCAGCAAGGAGCGUAUUAUCCCCAAAAACAGGAUCUUUACUCACACGAAGAUCGAAACUACCUUUGAAAUAAAUGAUAGUGGAAGGGAAAGCUCGGCAUCGCUCGAGCGAACUGGUUAA
This is a messenger RNA of Penicillium roqueforti, 1098 nucleotides long. Its product is annotated as putative integral membrane protein Pth11-like. NCBI's taxonomy places the organism in Eukaryota, Fungi, Ascomycota, Eurotiomycetes, Eurotiales, Aspergillaceae. Bases 1 to 1098 code for a protein of 365 amino acids. The record is from RefSeq and is a predicted model, not a curated record. The transcript is spliced from 6 exons.